AAACAUGCACAGAAUCCUGGUACUGGGAAGAAACUACGCUUUUCUAUACAAACAAGCAGAGACACUGGGAAAUCAUGCGGUUCAGCAUCCUCUUCUUCAUCGUGCUCUUGGGAUUCCUCUACCUCACUCUGGCACAAGGCUCGUAUGAGGACUGCUGUCUGCAGUAUGUCAGAAAUAUUAAGCCGUCUACGAGGAACAGAGUGAUCAGCUACAGAAAACUAGAGCUGGACGGAGGCUGCAACAUCCCAGCAGUUGUCUUCACAAUGAAACGUGGCCGUAUGAUUUGCACCGACCCCAGAGAAAAAUGGGUCCAUGGACUCAUGCAGAGGGUGGACAGACUAACAAAGGCCUCAUUUAUGAAGAGGAAGAAUUUAAGGGGUUAAACAAACCAGCGGCAGCCGAGAGAGGACCAGAGGGAAAGCAGCCCGAGAGUCUCGGCCAAUCACAUUCUUUCUUUGAGAUCUGGCUCUCCAAGCGCACAUUUCAGCAUGGAUUGUGAUAUUCUCAGUACUUCCGGUGUUCCGUCCUGUGCUCUAUCUGGGAUAAGGUGGCAUUUCCUGUUUCCAGACUUUUGUCGCUUCACUGACGGACUGCUGGUUAAAUGCUCAGAAUGGGAGAUGGCCAUUAUUUUCCUUUUCCACAUGCUGCUGUUGCCCUCUGUUAUAAAGCCUUGUGAGCUGCCUGCUUAGAAAGCCCAGAAGCAUACUUUGGUUUAGCACAGGCGCACAGUCAGCAGUUUGUUGUUGUUCUUAUUCAGUCUCCUCCGUUUCUUUUCCAACUGUGAAACAACGGCCUGGUUCAGUGUACUAAUUACUGCAAAGUGCUGAUGACGAAAAUACCCUAAAAAUACCAUAGUGUUCGCAUAAAAACAGAAUUGUAGCUAGGCUCAAAAGUGGCUCUGCAUUGUAAUCAACUCAAUUAGCGCUCAUGUAAACCGCAUUUAAAUUACAUUAGGCUACAUUUAAAUUACUUUUACUGGUACUUCUCUGAAUUUAAUAAAAUGUAUAUUUAAAUUCCUUGUGUUUUGUCCGCCAUAUAGCAAAGCGUGAAAUGCUGCUUGAACAUACUGACUACAUAGGCAGCUCACUAGUUGUGUAUAGCAUACUGUAUACUACUGUAUAGCUCCUGUAUGAACUUUCACAUUGCACACUUUGAUUUACUGCUUUUGCCCCACAGUAUCUAUAAUAAAUAGCCAGUGUGAUCGAAAUAUUAUUAGCUGUAAUUGUGGGUGGGAAGGUUUUGUAAGCAAAGCAGAUAAUCCUUCUAUUUCCUUAUGAGUUUAUUAUACUGCCGACAAAUGACUUUUGAGUUUGUAUGAUAUUAUAAUGCAUUGUAAAUGAUGAUUUGUUAUUUUGGUUAAUGCAAUAAGCUUAAUGGGUGAUUAUUUUAUAGUUAUUGAUAGAAUGAAUAUUCAUAGAUCGCAUUCAUAUUCAUGAAUCUCAAUUUCUGCAUAUUUCAUUUUAUAUGUUUGGUAGAGGUUUUU
This is a messenger RNA of Sinocyclocheilus grahami, 1483 nucleotides long. RefSeq names its product C-C motif chemokine 25-like. The record is from RefSeq and is a predicted model, not a curated record. Gene Ontology annotation, biological process: immune response. NCBI's taxonomy places the organism in Eukaryota, Metazoa, Chordata, Actinopteri, Cypriniformes, Cyprinidae. Gene Ontology annotation, cellular component: extracellular region. Bases 75 to 383 code for a protein of 102 amino acids. The transcript has 5 exons. Gene Ontology annotation, molecular function: chemokine activity.